GCCGGGGCCGCAAAUUCCACGUUUUUGCCCUCGAGCCCACCGCAGACGAGAUGGCGUCGGGACUCGCAGCCUUGCGCGAGGUGACUGGAGACAGCGUCUCGGAUGAGAAGCUCAACGCGCUCCUCAAGGAGGCUGGCGGAGACGUCAACGUGGCCGUCCAGCUCUACCUCGACCAGAGCGCAGACCAGGCCGACGAGACCAUGGGCGUGGACGAGACUAUGGGCGUGGACGAGCCCAGCCACGACACGAGCGGUGACUCAGACGACGAUAUGGGCGUCGCCGCGCCGACGUCUACGGCCGACGUACCACCGCCAGCGCCGAUCGCAGCUUCCAUUGCUGCCUUGAAGGACCUGCUCGAUGGAGCGGCGACUGAGGCCGAGAUGGCGACGCUACUGGCCGAGGCCAAGGGCGAUGUCGAGACCGCGGUGAACCUCUUCUUCAACAAGGCGCCAGCCCCAGCAGUCGAGGAGAGUCCACCGAUUCAUCUCGUAAACGGCGAGUACGAGGUUGAAAUCACGGACGGCAAGAUGCAGUGGACGAUCGGGAACGUCCUGGGGCGGGUCGUCGUGCAGGACGUCGUCCCUGGCGGGUCGGCGCACCGCGCUCACAUCCAAAAGUCGGACGUGCUCAUCGAGUGCUCCGAGCACCCGAUCAAGGAGGCCAACUGUCAUGGCAUCAUCACUCGGCUCUCGAAAGAGGUCGUGGCGGUGCCCGUUCGCCUUCGCUUUCGCCGGUCCGAGCACGGCGAAGAGACGCAGAAGCGAACGCCGACCAAGAUCGUGCCCGGUAGCUCGCUCUUCCCCAAGGCCACGACGCCCGAGAAGCCGGCCGUGGCCGUCACGUACGGGCUCCAAGUCCUCGAGUCGGCGCUCGCUUCGAUGCGCGAGAUGAUCCCGAACGCCGACGAGCGCAGCGACCGCCUCUUGCUCUACUUUCUCUGGAGCGACGGCAACGUGGCGCUCGCGAUCGACCGCUACUUCCAGCCGCAGUCGGCGCUGCCCGACUUUGACGGCGUCCUCGGCCACGACCUCUUUCCCGUCGACGGCGCGCUCCCGCCCUUGACCUGGCCCAUGUACGACGCCACAUUUCCCACGGGACCCAUGGGCAUCACGGUCGAAAACAUUCACGAGCGUACGGUGGUCGUCAACGUCAAGGAGAACACGUCGGCUGCGCGCGCCAACGUGCACAUGGACAGCUGGCUCGUCGCGAUCAACGGCGACUGCGUCACGCAGCUGACGCACAAGGAGACGUUGCAGCUGAUCCAGACGCUGCCCCGCCCGCUCGUUCUGAGCUUUUGCUGCCCGCCGGGUACAUGGCUCCCAGAACUUAAGAAGCAACUCGCGCGGAACGUUCGCGUGCCGCAGACGCACACAGUUGCGGGCCGCGCCGAGCGCAUCGAGCGCCACGAGAUUUUCGUGCCCGAGGAAGAUCGCGUGAGCUUCAAGCGGUUCGAACGCAAGCUACUCCAGGUGCUCCAGUACUUUCCGAACGCGGCCUGCGUCAUGCUCCACAAAGAACUGAGCAAGCAAGGGACGGCGACGUCCGACGACGUUGACAUCAAGGCCGUCGACGACGCUGGCCACGAGCUAUUGGCCGAGUGGGCCUCGGGCACAUCGCCUCUCGUUGGUGCGGCGUGCCCUGCGAGAGCGUUCCUCCUCAACGGUUUUGCCUCGCUCGAGAGCCAUCCGGACAAGGGCGAGUUUGUCGUGCUCCAGACGCUGUCGUGCAUGCGCCACCUCGCGCUUCUCUGCGGUGACACGGCGGCCGAGAGCGAGUCGCCGGUCGGCCACGCCAAGUGGCUGCUGCUGCAGAUUGCGCUCAACGUCUUUGAAGCCGCGGCUGUGAUCGAGAAGAGCACGACCUGGGAUGUCGUGGUCGAGUCGCUUGUGGCGAUCGCCAAAGCCCUGCCCGACCAUGUGUUUGUCCGCACGAUUCCGGCGCUUGUCGCGCGUCUGAGCUUGUACUCGAGCCCCAGCUCGCGCAUUGUGACGCUGGCGCUGCUCCCGAUCGUAUAUGAGCGCGUCACUGGCGACCUCACGGUCCAGCUGCGCGGCAUGUUUGACCGGCUUCUCCAGGACGAGGCGCCGCUGGUCCGCCGCGCCGGUGCCCACAUCCUUCCGGAGCUCGCACUGCACCUUGGCCCGCGCACGAUGCCGUGGACGCUGCAGAUGCUUGAAAAGACCGUCGGGGAUCCGUCCGACCUUGUCCGGCUGUACGGCGUCAAGGCCAUUGCGGGUAUUGGCGCGGCGCUGCCCCACAUCAUGGGCGAGGAAGCGUCGCUCCACAUGACGCGGCUCCAGCUCGUCCCGCUCAUCAACGCUCUCGUCUCGGACAGUGAUUGGCAAGUGCGUCUCCAGAUCGUGACUUCGAUGCCCGACCUUGUGAGUGCGAUGGGCCCGGCGCUCGCCGAGGUCAUGCUCGACCACUUUCUCGGUCUUGUCAAAGACGUCAACAUGGAGGUGCGCGUCAAUUGCGCCAAGGUCGGCUUCGCCGUCGCGUUGGCGCUCGUCGUUCUUGCCGACGCCGACAUCGACGCCGCCUUUCUCAAGGUCACGGCGUCGAUCCUACCAGCCCUCUUUACGCUUGCCAAAGACCCGUGCGUCUCGGUGCGCCGCGCGGUCGCGACCUCUGUCGGCGACGGCGUCGAUCUCCUCGGCAAGGCCCGCGGCGAAGCGCUCGUGUCGCUGAUUUCGCAGCUCAUGAACGACAAGGAUCUGCUCGUGCGACAAAGUGUCGUGGAGGCCCUUGCGUCGCACUGCGAGAGCCUCUCGGACGACGUGACGAGUAUCCUCGUCUCGAGCCUCGAGACGUUGGCAAAGGGCGCUGUGUGGCGCACGCGGCUCUUGGCCGUCGAGAGCAUCGACGCGUGGGCGCGCAGCGGGUCGCCGUCGCAAGCCAUGUUGCAGUACAUUCCCGGCAUCUGCCUCUCGCUCCUGACGGACCCGGUCUGCGACGUGCGCUUGGCUGCAGCCUCGGCGUUGAGCAGCGUCGCCAAGCUCUGCGGGCCCGAUUGGGUCGCGACCUCGGCGCUUGUGACGCUGCGGCAACUCCUCGAGGCAGGCACGACCCAACAGCAGCUCACGGGUCUGUUCACGCUCUCGCUGCUGCUGCGUGAGAAGCUCCUCUCGCGCGUCCAGGUGGAUGCGUGCAUUGGGCGCGUCCUCGAGAUGGCCCGCGUUUCGACGACGCUGAACGUUCGCGGCAAGGCGUGGCAAGUGCUGCUCCUCGUCGUGGGCUCGCAUGCCGAGGCGCUCCGAACAGCCGUCGUGGACGCGAUCCUUCUCGAGAAGGACGUGGACGUGCGCAAGGACAUCCUUGCGGUCUCGGCCGCCCUCGACACUGCGUAGAUCGUUGGAGUAUUUUAAUUGCACCGUCUUCUUUCGUUGUCUGCCCUUGUGGCCGCGCCAGUUGGCUGGGAUUCGAUCCCCACCUCCAGUUCAACAACCACCGUCUUGCCUCAAGCUGGAGACUUGAGGCUUGGACUGCCGUCACUCGCUUCUAACCAUGCAGGCGCGGCCCGUCAUUGCCAACCCGUCGCUCGCCGGCUGCGGCGCCUGCUCGAGUCGAAGGCAGUGAUCGAUUCCAGCUCCCGCAAUGGUUUGACAUUCGCGUGGGGCCGAGUACGCUUCCGACGCUGUUGCCGCUGGUCCACGAACAACCGCUUCGGCCCAACUCGCUUCUCUCGGGUGAUACUUGCCAAUAAUGCACUUGGUAAAUGUAGAUUAUCGAUUCGUGAGCUACGGCA
This is a messenger RNA of Saprolegnia diclina VS20, 3745 nucleotides long. RefSeq lists its product as hypothetical. Gene Ontology annotation, biological process: protein dephosphorylation. The transcript has 6 exons. Gene Ontology annotation, cellular component: cytoplasm; protein phosphatase type 2A complex. Bases 51 to 3347 code for a protein of 1098 amino acids. NCBI's taxonomy places the organism in Eukaryota, Oomycota, Saprolegniomycetes, Saprolegniales, Saprolegniaceae. The record is from RefSeq and is a predicted model, not a curated record. Gene Ontology annotation, molecular function: protein binding; protein phosphatase regulator activity.